This is a messenger RNA of Epinephelus lanceolatus (giant grouper), 1533 nucleotides long. The record is from RefSeq and is a predicted model, not a curated record. Lineage: Eukaryota; Metazoa; Chordata; Actinopteri; Perciformes; Serranidae.
UGUGCGCCAGCAGCAGCAGUUCAGCUGCCCCGCUGAGCGUGCAGCAGACGCACACACACAAAAGGGUCGCCAGCCCCGCAAGCGUCGCAGACUGAGCUUAAAAGUUUGAUUUUUGGGAGGAGAGGAGAAGAAGAGGCAGAAAUGAAGUAGAGGGGGAAAAGAUAAAAGAAGUGAAAGAAAGAGAGGAAAGAGGAGAGGAGGAACUCCCAGCUCCUUGUAAUUUGCUGUGGGAGAGAGGGAGGAGGAGUUAAGGGGAGGGGAAUACCCAGCAGGGAGGGAGCAGGAGAGAGCAGAGGCCAUUCACUCUGACACACACACACACUCACAUGCAAACACACACAUGAACACUUUUAGACACACACAUGCAGGCGGUGGAUGUGUUGCCACAGGAGAGAGGGAGGGAGAGAGGCAUUCAGACAGAGGAGAUCCUCAGCAAACUGAAGUGAGAGAAGGACUCAGCCUGAAGAGUGUGUGGAGAAAACCUGAGAGUGUAUGCUCCUGUGUUUAUUUUGGAGAAGCGGACUGCACGUUUGCUCCAGGAGAGAGGAUUCACAAUGACUGGGACAGUUUGGGAAAUCUAAGGGAAUUCUUUCCAGGCUUCUGCUGGGAAUAUUCUUUGGAAUACUCUGGAUAUGUGACCUGCUUGGGAAAUCCUGCUUUCCUUUUAAACCUGCGCCUCACUUUUUAAAAAACACACUCUAAUUUCUGUUGAAUUGGAGCCAAGCCGCAAUGCCUACCGACGAUUAUAACUACCUACCUGAUGCAUUGCCUCCACUCCCCGAAGUCCCGGACUCUGGCUCGGCCCUGAGCUCCGCUGACAUUCCCUCCCGCUGCCUCCGCAACCCGGCCUUCCGCCACACCUCCGCGCGCUACUGCUCCGCCCUCAGCAUGGACUCCUCUCCGGAUAGCGCCGAAAGGCCGAUCAGCUACAGCUCCACCUCUUCUUCUGCCUCCUCGCGGGACAGUCACUGCUCACUGGGCAGCCGCUCAACCCUCGUCCCCACCCCUCACUGUAACCCUGUGACUUCAGACCGGGACUCCGGGGCAAUCCGGUUGGAACUGGUCCCGGCCCGGCAGCUGGGAUGCGGGGAGGAAGAUGAUAGGAAUGAUGGAGGGAUGGACACAGGGAGGGGACAGGGGAGACAGGACAGUGGACAGACUGUGACAGAACAUUCAGAGCCUGAGGUGAGCCCAGAGGGAGGAGAGCGGACGGGUCAGGUGCAAGGACCAAGGACGUAUGUGGACCGGGUGGUGCAGGAGAUAAUGGACACAGAGAGGACCUACGUCCAGGAUCUGCGCAGCAUUGUAGAGGACUACUUGGAGUGCAUCAGUAACCAGUCUCGGCUGGCCCUGAGCUCUGAGGAUAAAGGCUCCCUGUUUGGCAACAUCCAGGACAUCUACCACUUUAACAGGGAUCUUCUUCAUGAUCUUGAGAAGUGCAACGCCGACCCCGUGGCCAUCGCAGAGUGCUUCGUAUCCAAGGUAAAGAUGGCCGCCUCCCUGCCACCUUUUUACCCCACGGCAUUUAUUUAA